AUGCCAUCGGUUACCCUUAACCCUAAAGACAAACUGACCAUUAAAAAUGCGAUUCCAACCUCUGCAAAUAAAAUUAUCACUGCAACUGUAACCAGAUUGUAUGUUGCUUAUCCGGACCCCAAUGCAUGGACUUAUGCCAACAUUGUAGGAGCAGUUGUAUUUCUUCGGGAUUCGAAGAAAAAGUCUUUUUUCUUUCGUAUCGUAGACUUGAAUUUUGAUCGAGGUGUCCUUUGGGAACAAGAAUUAUACCAAGACUUUCAGUACAAUAACGACACUUCAUUCUUUCACACUUUUGCGACCGACCAAUAUGUUGCCGCAUUUUCUUUCGCCGAUGAAAAUGAAGCUGUGACAUUUCAUAAAAAGGUAGUCAAUCGUGAAAAAAUUAAUGCUAAAGCAAAAUCGAAGAAAGACAAUGAAAAUAAAGGCGGUGGCUUUUUCGGUGGUAGUUCAUCAACCAAAAAGAAAAAGGGUAAAAAGAAUAAAGUUGAUAAAUCCUCGAUUGGACAGCCUACUGAUUUCAGACAUCUUGGACAUAUCGGUUACAACCCCGACACAGGAUUUGAUGUGCGAGAUAUUGAUCCUUCUUGGAAAAAUCUAUUUGAUCAAUUGGGACAGUUGGGUAUAAGUCAGGAUGUAAUCACAAAUAAUGCAGAUUUUAUUAAAAACUUUGUGGAAAAAGAAGGUGGACUUAACUUGGCACAAGCUACUCAUAAAUCAGUUGCACCAGCAGCGAAGCCAAAGGCAGCACCUCCAGCACCUCCAACAAAAGUGAAUAGGAGGCAAGCACCGCCACCUCCACCUCCACCACCACGUGCAAACUUAAAUGCAACUACGAAAUCAAACAAGUCUGCACCACCUCCGCCUCCAUCACGCAAAUCAAUUGCACCUAGUACUCCGACUCGUGAUUUGUCUCCAUCUCCCCCGAUGACUCCUCAAAAAGCAUCAACUCCACCACCACCACCUCCUGCUGUGAAACUAACUAAUAAACAAAAUAUUCCACCGCCUCCGCCACUCAUCCCAAGACAAAAUGAUCCACCACCACCCCAGCAGUUAAAUCCACCUCCAGUGCCACCUCCAUUACGUUCUUCUGUACCUAAAUCUACGGUACCGGCACCACCACCACCACUCCCACCUGCAAGAGUUCAACAACCACCACCACCACCAAUCCCUGCUGCUCGUGUUUCUAAUACACCUCCACCUCCACCUCCACCACCGAUUCAACCAGCCUCUAAAGAUAAUAUUCCACCACCACCACCACCGCCACCCCCAGUCAGUCUUGGUAGUAGCACUAACUUGUUGCAAGAAAUUCAAAGAACUGGUGGAACUGCUGGUGCCGGUCUGCGAAAAGUUGGAGAACCGAAAACACGCUCGUCUACACUUGAUGAAACAGAACCAGCGAGCCCUUCUGCUGGUGGUGAUCUUGCUAAAGCUUUGGCAUCUGCUCUUCUUCACCGUUCCAUUGCUAUCGGAAAUGACUCUGGUAUUGCCGAACCAAGACCCACAAAUUCCACCACCACAAUUAACCAUGCUCCCGCUACAAAAACACCUGCAGUCGCGCCACCGGCUGCUCCACCAACUGCUCCCCCCACCACCGCGCCAGCAGCAGCAACAGAAAAUAACAUAACUACCACCACUACUAAUACUAGUAACACGGUUGCUGCUGAAAGUUCUAAAGAAAAGGAAAAAGUGCCCACCAUUUCUAGAUCUCAGAGAGCUGGAUUACAGUUCCCUGUUGGUCGUAUUCAUCGUUACCUGAAAAAGCGAACGCUUAAUAAUGCACGUGUUGGUGCUAAGGCUGCAGUAUAUUCCGCCGCCAUUUUAGAAUAUCUUACAGCAGAGGUACUCGAAUUGGCAGGUAAUGCCUCAAAGGAUCUAAAAGUAAAACGUAUUACACCACGACAUCUACAAUUAGCGAUUCGCGGUGACGAAGAAUUAGAUACACUGAUUCGAGCUACAAUCGCAGGUGGUGGUGUGUUGCCGGUGACAUAUUCACAAGACGCUGCUCAACAAAUCAAGUCAAAAAUCCAAGAAAUCUUGAAAUUGCAUCAUAUACUGGAGAUCAUCUAA
Ambispora gerdemannii is the source of this 2067-nucleotide messenger RNA. The record is from the annotation of a GenBank genome assembly. Lineage: Eukaryota; Fungi; Glomeromycota; Glomeromycetes; Archaeosporales; Ambisporaceae.